AUGGGCAGAAGGGUCUGUGUCCGUGACUCAGGGAGAGAAGGGGGUACUGUGAGCAGUUUCUGGCCAUUCAUCUCCGCUCCUGCUAUCCGCGCAGGGACUCAAAAUGUGCUGCAGGCAUGCAAGGAUCUGGGAGUCCGGUAUCUAGUCUACACGAGCAGCAUGGAGGUGGUGGGGCCAAAUAUGAACGGAGACCAUUUUAUCAGGGGUGACGAAGACACACCGUACAACAUCUGCCCUGAGGGCCCGUACGCCUGCAGCAAAGCCGAAGCCGAGCAGCUGGUCCUGAGGGCAAAUGGCAUGAAGGUGGCCGGGGGGAUGACGCUGCACACCUGCGCGCUGCGGCCGACUGGGAUUUACGGAGAAGGUAACCCAGUCAUGGAGAACAUGUACCAUCAGCUGGUGAAAUUCGGCCGCAGGAGGCUUCGCCUGGCGCGGAAAGAGGUGGAACACGGGCGUGUUUACGUAGGAAACGUGGCCUGGAUGCACCUCCUGGCUGCGCGGGGCCUACAGGCAAGGCCUGGCCUGGUGGGCGGCGAGGCCUACUUCUGCUACGAUGACUCCCCCUACCUGAGCUACGAGGAGUUCGACAUGCACUUCCUGGGGGACAGCGGCUUCCGGAUGGUGGGGAUGGGCCAGGCCCCUCUGCCCUUCUUCGCCCUCUACCUGCUGGCCCUCCUCAGCCAGUGGGCCUGCCGCAUCCUCAGGCCCCUGCUGGGCUUCCAGAACUUUCUGAACGUCUACACCCUCCGCAUGAUCACCUCCACGUUCACCGUGAGCACCGACAAGGCCGGCCGCCAUUUCGGCUACUCCCCCAUCGUCUCCUGGGCGGAGAGCCGCGACCGCACCCGGGCCUGGGUCCGUCAACUGGGCGCCGCCCCGCCCCAGAGGGAGUAGAGGGAGCUUCACCCUUUAUCUAACCCCGUGCAGUCCCUGUCCCUCGGGGUGUUUGAUGGGGGGGGGACAGUGUGGAGGGAGCUUUACCCUGUAUCUAACCCUGUGCUGUCCCUGUCCCUCGGGGUGUUUGAUUGGGGGGGAACAGUGUGGAGGGAGCUUUACCCUGUAUCUAACCCUGUGCUGUCCCUGUCCCUCGGGGUGUUUGAUUGGGGGGGAACAGUGUGGAGGGAGCUUUACCCUGUAUCUAACCCCAUGCAGUCCCUGUCCCUCGGGUGUUUGAUGGGGGGGGGACAGUGUGGAGGGAGCUUUACCCUGUAUCUAACCCCGUGCUGUCCCUGUCCCUCGGGGUGUUUGAUGGGGGGGACAGCGUGGAGGGAGCUUUACCCUGUAUCUAACCCCGUGCUGUCAAUGAAGCUGAGAUCUGUGUUUGA
Messenger RNA from Stegostoma tigrinum, 1325 nucleotides. It is a transcript of the gene hsd3b7, whose product is annotated as hydroxy-delta-5-steroid dehydrogenase, 3 beta- and steroid delta-isomerase. NCBI's taxonomy places the organism in Eukaryota, Metazoa, Chordata, Chondrichthyes, Orectolobiformes, Stegostomatidae. The record is from RefSeq and is a predicted model, not a curated record. Gene Ontology annotation, biological process: steroid biosynthetic process. Gene Ontology annotation, molecular function: 3-beta-hydroxy-Delta5-steroid dehydrogenase (NAD+) activity.